ACCAUCUCUAGCAUGGACUGGAGAAUAAUUCGGCUGUUUAUUGUUUUGACAGUUUACGGUACUUCCGAAGCGAAUAACUGUCUUCCACGAUGUGUGUCCUUCGAAGAGAUUAAUACACUGUGGGGAAACGAAGAUCCGGAACGAUACUGGCAGUGCGAUCCAAUAGAUGAGGAUGUCUGGAUACCUGUUCUCAGAAUCUGCGCUCCGGCUACGCUGUUCAGUUUCCGUCAGCAAACCUGUGUGGAUCCAGACGAUUGGGAGGAGGUCUGCGUUCCUCAAGGGGGAGAUUCGGACGAAAAUGAUCCAGGGGUGACUGACCCGAAUAACUCCACUCCCGAUGAGACGGAUCCCGGAGACAAGGAUCCCGGUGACUCAAAUCCGGACGAUGAAGAUCCCGGCGAUAAGGAUUCAGAGGAUGAGGACCACGUUGAUUCGAAUCCAGACGACGAUAAAGAUCCCGGCGACAAAGAUCCAGGUGAUGAAGAUCCCGACGACCCGGAAAGCGAUGAAACAAUUUCCGAUCCCUGCGUUCCACGAUGCGUAACAUUUAAAGAAAUUAAUACCUUGUGGGCUAACGAAGAUCCUGAGCGGUAUUGGCAGUGUGAUCCAAUAGACGAGGGAGUUUGGAUUCCUGUUCUAAGAAUUUGCGCCCCAGCUACGUUGUUCAGCUUCCGUCAACAAACCUGUGUAGAUCCUAACGACUGGGAAGAAGUUUGCAUUCCUAAGGGGGAAGAUUCAGACGAAAAUGGACCAGGUGUUACUGAUCCGGACGAUACGGAUCCUGAACUGACCGACCCGAACAACUCCGAUCCCGAUGACAAAGAUCCAGGUGACUCGAAUCCAGACGAUGAAGAUCCUGGCGACAAAGAUUCAGAGGAUGAUGACCAUGACGAUUCGAAUCCAGACGACGAUAAAGAUCCCGGUGACAAAGAUCCAGGUGACGAAGAUUCCAAUGAAGAUGACCCCGACAACCCGGGAAGCGAUGAAACAAUCUCCGACCCCUGCGUUCCAAGAUGCGUAACAUUUAAAGAAAUUAAUACCUUAUGGGCCAACGAAGAUCCCGAGCGGUAUUGGCAGUGCGAUCCAGUAGAUGAGGGAGUUUGGGUACCCGUUUUAAGAAUCUGUGCUCCAGCUACGCUGUUCAGUUUCCGUCAGCAAACCUGUGUAGAUCCUAACGAUUGGGAAGAAGUUUGCAUUCUUAAAGGGGAAGAUUCAGACGAGAAUGAACCAGGCGUUACUGACCCGGGUGAUACGGAUCCAGGGGUGACUGACCCGGAUAACUCCACUCCCGAUGAAACAGAUCCCGGCGACAAAGAUCCCGGUGACUCGAAUCCAGACGAUGAAGAUCCCGGCGACAAAGAUUCGGAGGGUGAUGACCAUGAUGAUUCAAAUCCAGACGACGAUAAAGAUCCAGGUGACGAAGAUUCCAAUGAAAAUGACCCCAACGACCCAGAAAGUGAUGAAACAAUCUCCGAUCCCUGCGUGCCACGAUGUGAAACAUUCAAAGAAAUCAAUACCUUGUGGGCCAACGAAGACCCGGAACGUUACUGGCAGUGCGAUCCAAUCGACGAAGGAGUUUGGAUUCCCGUCCUAAGAAUCUGUGCCCCAACUACGUUGUUCAGCUUCCGUCAACAAACCUGUGUCGAUCCAAAUGAUUGGGAAGAAGUCUGCGUUCCUCAAGAUGACGAUAGGCCUCCGGGUGGUGGUGAUGAUGAUUCAGACGAAAAUGAACCAGGUGUGACUGACCCAAACAACUCCGACCCCGAUGAGACGGAUCCCGGUGACAAAGAUCCGGGUGACUCGAAUCCAGACGAUGAAGAUCCCGGUGAUAAGGAUUCAGAGGAUGAUGACCACGUUGAUUCGAAUCCAGACGACGACAAAGACCCAGGUGACGAUGAUCCCAACGAUCCCGACGAUCCGGAAAGCGAUGAAACCAUUUCCGAACCAUGCGUUCCACGAUGCGAAACGUUUGAAGAAAUCAAUACCUUGUGGGCCCAUGAAGACCCGGAACGUUACUGGCAGUGCGAUCCAAUAGACGAGGGUGUUUGGAUUCCCGUUCUACGAGUGUGUGCUCCAACGACUUUGUAUAGCUUCCGUCAACAAACCUGCGUCGAUCCAAGUGAUUGGGAAGAAAUCUGUGUUUCUCAAGCUAGAAUGGGUAUUAGGAAAUUGCUUCAACUUUCGGCGUAUCCCAAGAAAAAAGAUCCGGUACAUUCUUCAACCAUAUGCCCUACCCCUUCUUGCCUCACAUUCACCCAUGUCAAAACGCUUUGGGCCGAUUCCGAUCCAAAUUUCUUCCUUGAGUGCAGAUCUUCCCGGGACUCCAAUACUUGGGGUCUACGCAAAACCCCCUGUGCACCGGGAACCUGGUUCAACUACCACCUGCAAGCCUGCGUUUUUCCCGAAGACUGGAAAGCUUGCGUAGGUCAACAAACUUCCAAACCUGCUGUCAACCCCCCGCACAGUACCGUAAUCGAUGGUGACUACUUUGCUCGAAUGGCGAAUGAGCGGCUUGAUUCUGAUAAGGUUAUCUGUGGUGUACCGAGAUGUCGAACACAGUCACAGAUCAGUCGCGUGCUUUGGCCCGGUUCCGCGGGCGAUAGUUUUUAUCAGUGUGUACCGGAUGGAUCACUAGUUGCUAAAACUGUUGGAUGGCGCUGUCCCGUGGAAAUGUUGUUCGAUUGGAAACUGCAGCGUUGCGUUCGCUGGACGAGAGGGGUUGCUAGUUGUUUGGUGAAGCCGACGAUUGAGUAGGUCCUUCCAGUGCAGUCACAUUUUUAACCACAAUCAGCGAAUCAAAAUGUAAAUGCUUAUAAUAUAUAAAUAAUU
Molecule: messenger RNA, 2829 nt
Organism: Topomyia yanbarensis
Lineage: Eukaryota; Metazoa; Arthropoda; Insecta; Diptera; Culicidae
Exons: 1
Coding region: 13-2754 (913 amino acids)
Cellular component (GO): extracellular region
Molecular function (GO): chitin binding
Source: RefSeq, a predicted model, not a curated record